Messenger RNA from Hermetia illucens (black soldier fly), 1526 nucleotides. RefSeq names its product peroxisomal membrane protein PMP34 (gene PMP34). Gene Ontology annotation, molecular function: coenzyme A transmembrane transporter activity; AMP transmembrane transporter activity; FMN transmembrane transporter activity. Gene Ontology annotation, cellular component: peroxisomal membrane. The record is from RefSeq and is a predicted model, not a curated record. NCBI's taxonomy places the organism in Eukaryota, Metazoa, Arthropoda, Insecta, Diptera, Stratiomyidae. The coding region runs from base 250 to 1179 and encodes 309 amino acids. The transcript is spliced from 3 exons.
CGACGGUGGGUGGUGUGCCUCGUCUUUCCCAGUCGGUUAAGCAAUAUUUCAACAAUAAUGUUUCAUUGACAUGUUUUCGAGAAUCACACAUUUAUCUCUUAGCGUCUGUGAAUGAAUAUACAAUUAUCGCCAAGUUAGGUGAAGCGUAUACGAAGUGGUAAAGCUAAGAUCGACCUUUGCGCUUGUAACCGAUUGAGUUUGGUGCCGAAUUAUAAAUUAAAAUAUUUAUAAAAGCAUAAAUUCUUGAGAAUGGCUCAAUCAAAGAACAGUGUUUUCAGUUACCAGUCAUGGGUUCAUGCAGUUGCUGGCGCUACGGGAGGCGUUGUAGCUAUGUCAGUAUUUUAUCCGUUGGAUACUGUACGAGCUCGUUUACAGUUGGAAGACUCGCAAAUCAAAAAGGAUUCAAACACCAUCGAGAUACUGAAGCAAUUAAUACGAGAGGAAGGAUUUACUACAUUGUAUCGUGGAUUGAUGCCAGUACUUGAAAGCUUAUGCAUUUCAAAUUUCGUAUAUUUCUACACCUUCCACGGUUUAAAGUCUUACUUCGACAGCGGAGACAAACAAAAUGCUUUAAAGGAUCUUUUAAUAGGCGCUGUGAGUGGGGCUAUAAAUGUGAUGACUACGACCCCAUUUUGGGUUGUGAAUACUAGGUUGAAAAUGAAGGGAUUGAAAGGAGAUAAACCUACAAACAGUGACCAUUAUGAAAAUUUACUCAGUGGGCUAUUUUAUAUAGCAAAAACGGAAGGCAUUCCUGGACUAUGGGCUGGUGCUAUACCAUCACUAAUUCUGGUUAUCAAUCCUGCUCUUCAGUUUAUGAUGUAUGAGAUGAUAAAACGAAAGUUAGUAAAAAGCCACGGCGAACUUUCAGCGCUAACUUAUUUUGGAAUUGGAGCAGUAUCAAAAGCAUUUGCAACGGUGCUAACAUAUCCGCUGCAAUUAGUGCAAACGAAAUUGCGCCAUGGGUCAAAGGAUACAAAUAUGAACAUUCCGCGGAAUGCUGGAAUUUUAAAAAUGCUUCUGUACAUUUUGAAAACUCAAGGCAUAAAUGGUUUAUUCCGAGGGUUGGAAGCGAAGCUUCUACAAACCGUUUUGACAGCAGCACUAUUAUUUGCAACAUACGAGAAAAUUGCAAGUUAUGUUGUUUUAAUAUUGAUUUCAUCAAAACGUCGCCGGCAUUAGACUGAUUUAUUGAAAUUCAGACAAUACCAUGGCAUUUUUAAGAUAGUAUUAUGUUCGUUUGGGACAGAUUUAUUUCAUGUAGUAAUUCGUUGAGGGCAUUUUUUACUUUGAUUUGAGGUUGGCUUAAGGAAUUAUGAUAUAUGUUGGAUAUACACAAUAUCGACAUAAGAAUUAAUUGGUAUUUAUUUUAUUAUUUUGCAGAGGCUAGUGAAUUUUGAUCAAAUAAUUUUAUAUUCAUUUGCUUUCAUGGUGCAUGCAAUAGUAUUUUCUAUGCAAUCCACGUAGUUAUGUACGUCAGAAUAAUAGAAAAGUCGAUUUUCAAAAAAUAAAAUUUUGUUACACUAGGA